GCAAUAUAGCUGCUGUUGUGUCUGUACUCUGUACUAUCAAGUAUCAUGUCAUAUUAAAAAUUAUUUGACAGGCUGAGUUACUGAUUGAAAUUGCUAAAUAAAUAACCUAUUUUAAUGGUUUGGUGCUAUUUUUCAGGAGGCUAGUGUGUAAUUUGACGAAAUAUAACGAUAAAAAAAAUGAGUUUUCUAUUUGGCAGUCGAUCUAAUAAAACCUUUAAGCCAAAGAAAAAUAUUCCCGAAGGAACACAUCAGUAUGACCUAAUGCGACAUGCAGCCGCUACUUUGGGUUCCGGAAACCUCCGCCUCGCCGUCAUGCUGCCUGAAGGCGAAGACCUCAACGAAUGGGUUGCAGUAAACACGGUAGACUUCUUCAAUCAGAUUAACAUGUUGUAUGGUACAAUCACUGAGUUCUGUACGGAGGAAUCAUGCGCGGUGAUGUCGGCGGGGCCCAAGUAUGAGUACCACUGGGCCGACGGUCACACUGUCAAGAAGCCUAUAAAGUGUUCGGCUCCCAAGUACAUUGAUUAUCUCAUGACAUGGGCGCAGGACCAGCUAGACGAUGAAACACUUUUCCCCUCAAAAAUAGGGGUGCCAUUUCCUAAAAACUUCUUAUCAAUGGCGAAAACCAUAUUAAAGCGACUGUUCCGCGUCUACGCACACAUCUACCACCAGCACUUCCCCGAGGUGGUGCAGCUCGGAGAGGAGGCACAUCUUAACACCUCUUUCAAACACUUCAUAUUUUUUGUUCAGGAGUUUAAUUUAAUCGAGCGGCGAGAGCUGGCGCCGCUGCAGGAACUCAUUGAGAAGCUGACCGCCAAGGAGGCGCGAUGAGGCCGUCCUCAAAAAGCCCCGCCCCUCCUGGCUACUGUCUCUAGCGAAUUCAAUUAUGUAACUUAUGUUAAUGUAUUAUUUUUGCAAAACACAAUAAGAAUUAAGAGGUGUACUUAAACGUGGACAUACCUGUUAAUGUAACCAGGUUCAAUCUCAAGUGUGCCCUACUCUCUAUUAUUGAAGCGACUCUCACUCUGACUCGACCUCUAUUUACUAUACUAAUGUUUGAUAUUUUUGUGAAUGAAUUUGUGAUAUGGAGUAUUCAGAGAGCGGUCCAGUACAUGAUUCGUGUCUGUACCUGCCACUCGGUGGAGUGAGCCAACUGCUACGAGAGAAUUACAUUCAACGUGACGUCACACGCGGCGGUUAGCAUUUAGAACGAGAUUAAAGUAUAUUACUUUAUAUAGAUGAUUUAUACCUUCUUAUGUAAUGAGUAAGAUUAGAUACAAAAUACAAUAGUUAGUAUACAUUUGUAAAAGUGAUUUUAUAUAUAACAAUGUAACAAGUCAUCGGCUAUUUACGUUUUGUUUCGAGUAAGCGAUAACUCGAUAUAGGCAAUAUUUAAGAAACUUAAAUUAUUAUUAUUAUUUUUAAACGUCUAUGUAACAUGAUUUAUAAAACCAUUUACGUUGUAAAAAAACUGUCAUUUUGUCAGGAAAUAACAGUUUUAUACGAAAUCUUGUAAUUUCCAUACAGGGUUAUAUUUAAAAGAAAAAGGUUAUAACUCUUAGAUCUGAUUCUGUUAAUUGUAAUAAAUAGUCAUCGUUCAGAUAUCAUUUAAGGGUCCGUUCACACAGACCGGCUCGGAGAGGAGAGCAGAUUUUUAUCACGUUGGAAACAGUGUUUUGAGUGAUUGUAGUAAAGUUUAUUUUUGCAUUUGCACCUUUUUUGUCAUUAAAAAUGCCUGAACGCGCUUCGUGUGAAGUAAUAAAAGGAGCCGACCGGCUCCGCUUGCGUGCUCUUUCUCGCUCGCACCCGCUUUCAGAUCUCUUCCAGCCGGUCGAUGUGAAAUAGUUGGCGGCUCCGCUCCGGCCAAUUCCAAGCGUAUACGACCCGG
This is a messenger RNA of Nymphalis io (European peacock), 1888 nucleotides long. RefSeq names its product MOB kinase activator-like 1 (gene mats). Gene Ontology annotation, molecular function: protein kinase activator activity. Bases 178 to 831 code for a protein of 217 amino acids. The transcript is spliced from 5 exons. Gene Ontology annotation, cellular component: nucleus; cytoplasm. Lineage: Eukaryota; Metazoa; Arthropoda; Insecta; Lepidoptera; Nymphalidae. Gene Ontology annotation, biological process: positive regulation of protein phosphorylation; hippo signaling. The record is from RefSeq and is a predicted model, not a curated record.